Messenger RNA from Trypanosoma cruzi, 1605 nucleotides. RefSeq names its product dispersed gene family protein 1 (DGF-1), putative. Lineage: Eukaryota; Euglenozoa; Kinetoplastea; Trypanosomatida; Trypanosomatidae. The record is from RefSeq and is a predicted model, not a curated record. The transcript has a single exon. The annotation marks the transcript as partial.
GCCGGGGCCGAUGCGCUACUCGCAUCUGAGCGGGCUGACGAACGCGGUGGCGUCGCCGCUUGUGCUGCACGCGACGUCGCUGUUGCAGUCGCAGCUGCGUGUGAGCAGCACUGUGCUGAGGUCGUUGCAGGCGGGCGGGUCGGCGGUGUACGUUGGCGGCGGCGUGGAACUGCUGUCGAGCGCGGUAGUGCUUGACGGCGUGUCGCUGGAGGCGUCGGGUGGUCAGACGGCGUCCGCGAUGCAUGUGGCGUCCUCGUCGCGUCUCAGUCUGCGGAGCCACUCGGUGUUCUCUGUGACGAACGUCUCGGUUGUGAGCAGCGGCGGCGGCAUUGUGCUUGGCGAGCGCCUUGCGGUGCUUGACUCGGUGCUGCGCUUCGUGGGCGUCGAGGGGUCUGUUGCGUCGUCGCUGGUGCGCUGCGACGGUGGGAUGGUCGGUGUCGGCGGGUGGCUGGAGAUGCACGACGUGUGGGCGGUGGGCGAGGCGUCGUCGGUGGCGUCGCUGUCGGGGGUGACGCUGAGCGGCGGUUCCGUGUCGAUUGCGCGCUGCACUGCCACCGGCGCGACGCUUGUCUCCGGGCUGGCGAUCACGAGCGGCGCCGUGUCGGUGCAGUGCAACCGUGCCGGCGGCCGGGUGCUGCAGAGCAGCGGCGACUACCGCUUGGCCGGCCUGCCCUCCGUGAGCGUGGUCCCGUGCGACGGCUGUGCGGCUGCGCUGGCGUGCUUUGCUGCGCUGACGGCGUCGUUCUCCGACUGCGUGUGCAGCUGCCGCGUCGGCGGCGUGGGCGAGGAGUGCCUGCCGUUCGACGUGCCGCCUGCAAGGGCCGGCGGCAGUGGUGGCGGCGCGCAGGGCUGCGUGAGUGGCGUGACGCUGACGGAGUCCGUGACGGUUGGCGGUGGGCGGGCGACGGCGUGCUUCGACUCGGUGGUGUUCAGCGGGCCGAUCACUGUGGCGGUGGACCUGCGCUUGAUGGAAGCGUUCGCUGACGUGCUGAACGUGACGCUGCGCCACUGCGUGCUUGCGGCCGGCGCGCAGCUGCGGAUUGGUGGCCUCAGCGAGAGCACGGCGCGCCUGAUGCCCCGCGCUCUCGUCAACAUGACGAACGUGACGUCGCUGGAGGGAACGGUCGUGCUGCAUGGCGCGAUGCCGCCGCACUCGAGUGUUCUGCUGGCGAACUCAACGCUGCGUGCGACAGUUGGCGGGUCGCAGUACGUGCCGACGACACCUGGCCAUGCGGGAUUGAGGUGUGGCCCCACGCUUGUCCUGGACGGCGUCCGGCUACUGUCGACGCGGUUUGUCAUGACGCGGUCGAGUCUGGUGUGUGGCGGUGCCUCGUGCGCUACGAUCCUCGUGGAGCGCGGCCUCGGCGUGAACCUGUCCAGCGUCUUCUACAUGGACAACUGCGCUGUUAUUUCGGAGACGUACGUGAUGCACGGUCUUGCGUCAGACCUGCGUGUCAGCGGCGGCUCCGUGUUCUCCAUACAGAACAGCUCAUGGAGCGCGCUGAGCAUCGAAUACUACAAAGGUGCGUGUGUGUUUGAGGACGUUGCGGUGAAAGGCGGCAGCGUGCUGCAGGUUGUGUCCGGCACGUUCCGUCUCGGCUUGCC